Molecule: messenger RNA, 1766 nt
Organism: Priapulus caudatus
Lineage: Eukaryota; Metazoa; Priapulida; Priapulimorpha; Priapulimorphida; Priapulidae
Exons: 7
Coding region: 13-924 (303 amino acids)
Source: RefSeq, a predicted model, not a curated record
GUUUAUGCAGCAAUGCAAAACUUAGAUCCUGAAGGAUUGAUUGCAAGAGGAUCAAUAACAAACCGAAGACUAGGAGAAAGGCGCCAAUUUUAUUCAAAAGGCCCUAACUGGUUAAUAAAUGUUGACCAACAUGACAAGCUGAUGGGAUUUAGGAAACAAGAAUACCCACUUGGCAUACAUGCAGCAAUUGAUUCUUUUUCUCGGCGUGUACUUUGGCUGAAAGUUACACCAUCAAACAGCAACCCAAACCAUGUAGCUAGAUGGAUGUUGGAAUACCUGGAAGAGUUUCAUUUGAUUCCGAUUCGAACCAGGUCUGACCCUGGUAAUGAAAACAGCCUUCUUUCCCAGAUGCAGCGUUUUUUGAGGCGUAACCACAGAGACGGUUUGGCAGGAGAAAAAGCUCACAUUACAGGGUCAUCAACAACUAAUCAGCCAAUUGAAAGAUGGUGGCGUGAUUACAGAGAACGCAGCGGCCAGUAUUUUCGCGAUGAAGUGAAGGGUUUAAAAAAUGAUGGGCUAUACAAUCCGAGCAACAAUGCAGAAAGGGCCUGCCUUGCAUUGGUUUACAUACCAGUAAUCCAAGGCGAACUAAAUAAAUUUAGAAAUUGGUGGAACAGCCAUCGUAUUCGGUUGCAAGUUGGCACCGAUCGCCCAUCUGGCAUACCUGACCUGCUUUUCAAGUUUCCUGAGGCAUACGGUGCACAACAAUGUGGGCUGCCAACAGUUCCAGAAGAGUUGAGGUAUUUGCAAGGGAAAGCAUUUGCUCAGCCAGUGAGAGAUUUUGUUCCAGCAUGGUUCAGACAAGAGAGUGAAGACCUUUUCACAGAGCAUGGUAUGCAGCUGGACCACUCUACUGCACGAGCUGCAUAUAUCUUACUGAAACGAAACUUUGGUACACGAGAUGACCUAGCAGUGAUUUUGUAAUUUGAUGACUGAACUGUUUUGCUGGUUCUGAACUGUUUGUUUGAUCGAUUGUUGAUCUUGUUGUUUUCUGAACUGGUUCUGAAAUGUUUGAACUGAAGUUGAAACUGAUUUGCUGUAUAAGCACAUUAUUUACUCAUGUACGUGCCAAUCUCAAUAUUUAGGUUAAGGUUAGUGUCGGCCUCCCUCCAGGACUUGUGCAGCCAGUAUUUUCGCCCAGAUUUCCGAACUCCACAGGAACUAUUUCUGGGAAAAAUACAAAAUACAUUUGUGUAAUAAAACGCCCCAUGUGCCAUGACUGUUUACGGCAAUCUGUAUCAUUUUCAAACAGCUUUGUCGUUGCGCACAUAAAAUUAUAGUUUGCAUCCAUCAACACUUAAUUUAAUGUAUUGCUUGGGAAAUAAUGGAACGCAUGUUUUUAACCCAGAGGUUUCGAGUCGUAUGCAAAACAUACAGAAGACGUUUUACACCUUAUCACCUGUGAUAUAAUUAUUCAUGAAUAGCAUGCAUUUGGAAAUAUACCUGUCAGACCUGCAAGUCUGCAGUACUUGCUGCAACUAUGUUUUUCAGCAAAAUUUUUAAUUGCUUCUCUGUUCGCAUUUCCAACGCCAUACAACCUGUAAAAUGAUAAAAAAAAACAAAUAACGUUAGUUUGGUGAAGUUAAGAGCAAAAUGGUACAACAUAAAAUAGUAAUUAUAUUUUAUUGGGAUAAUGUUUGCAGAAAAAACUAAAAUGUUUACAAUUAGUAAAACAUACAUGUCGGUUCCAUCGUCGCACUCUGCGUGUACGAUCCAGGUAGCUAUUUCCGGGUCCGUUAUAUUCAUUCCACAUCCUAUUAAAUAAA